Dichomitus squalens LYAD-421 SS1 is the source of this 339-nucleotide messenger RNA. RefSeq names its product fungal hydrophobin. Gene Ontology annotation, molecular function: structural constituent of cell wall. Lineage: Eukaryota; Fungi; Basidiomycota; Agaricomycetes; Polyporales; Polyporaceae. The record is from RefSeq and is a predicted model, not a curated record. The coding region runs from base 1 to 339 and encodes 112 amino acids. The transcript has 3 exons. Gene Ontology annotation, cellular component: fungal-type cell wall.
AUGUUCUCUCGCCUCGCCGCCUUUGUCGUCGUUGCUCUCCCCAUUCUUGCGGCCGCCACCCCCCUCGAGGGACGCAACGAGCCCGCCAGCUCCUGCGCGACAGCCCCCGUCCAGUGCUGCGACACCGUUGGGAAGGCCAGCGACCCCUCUAUCUCCAAGGAGCUUGGUUUGCUCGGUGUCGUCGUCCAAGACGUGGACGCCCUCGUUGGCCUCACCUGCUCCCCGAUCACCGUCAUCGGUGUCGGCAGCGGUAGCUCCUGCUCGGCCAACGCCGUGUGCUGCGAUGACAACAGCUUCGGUGGUCUGGUCUCCAUCGGCUGCGUCCCCAUUGACCUCUAA